Molecule: messenger RNA, 648 nt
Organism: Porites lobata
Lineage: Eukaryota; Metazoa; Cnidaria; Anthozoa; Scleractinia; Poritidae
Source: the annotation of a GenBank genome assembly
AUGGAAAUACCAAACUAUGAUAGUAGCGGUGACCCGGAUAAAAAAAAAUAUAAACAGUUAUUUCCUUACAUGCCAUCAGACACAUUUCGGAUGUUAAUCUGUGGAAACAGUGGAAGUGGUAAGACUAAUCUAUUAUAUCAUAUGUUAAUUAAACCACUGUUGUACUUCGAUGAAAUUUAUCUUUAUGCGCGUAAUUUAGAGCAGGAUAAAUAUAAACAAUUAAUGCAAAAAAUGAGAGAACUGAGUUCUAAAGUUGGAUAUGAAAUACUUCAUGUGAGUAAUGAUGAAAUAACCCCAGUGUCAGAAAUGGGUUAUGAAGACAAUCAAAAACUUGUGAUAUUUGAUGAUUACGUUUGUGAUAAAAACCAGAGACAACUUAUUGAUUAUUUCAUUCAAGGACGACAUAAGAAUUGCUCUGUAAUCUACCUCAGUCAAUCAUUUUACAAAACUCCAAAGGAUAUUCGAUUGAAUUGUUCUCAUUACUGCCUUUAUGAAUUUCCAUCAUCGAGGGAAUCCAAUAGGAUAUCAUCUGAGUUGGGAGUUGACAAAGAGACAUAUAAAGCAGCAACAAGAAAACCAUUUACAUUUCUAUAUGUUGAUAAACCCAGAAAACGUAUUGCAAAAAACUUUACUGGUAAUCUAGCCUAA